Epinephelus moara (kelp grouper) is the source of this 884-nucleotide messenger RNA. RefSeq names its product mitochondrial ribosomal protein L49 (gene mrpl49). NCBI's taxonomy places the organism in Eukaryota, Metazoa, Chordata, Actinopteri, Perciformes, Serranidae. Gene Ontology annotation, molecular function: structural constituent of ribosome. Gene Ontology annotation, biological process: translation. Bases 42 to 581 code for a protein of 179 amino acids. The transcript has a single exon. The record is from RefSeq and is a predicted model, not a curated record. Gene Ontology annotation, cellular component: ribosome; mitochondrial large ribosomal subunit.
UUAUUCACACGAAGUAGAAAAAGAAGAGGAAGAAGAUAAAGAUGAUGGCGGCCUGCAUGUCCCUACAGUCCACCGUGCUCCGCAGUGCGCUGCGAGGAGCCAUCAGCCUACACAUCCGCUCACCGGGGCCUCCUGCCGCAGCUGUCGGGCUCAGGUUUGUCUGUAACGCUGCUCCAGACAAACCAAAGAAGUUGAUAAAUGAAUCUACGGAGGAAUACAAGUUCGUAGAGCGGCUCAUCCCACCGUCACGAGUCCCGGCUCCGCCUAAACAUGCCGGUCCCACUCCGUCCGGCUGGACCCCUCCUGCAGAUUCACCGCCGCCUCUGCCCUACAUGAUCCGCCGCUCCCGCAUGCACAACAUCCCAGUUUACACCGACCUGACCCACGGCAGCCGUAAGACAACGCUCGUACGGAAAGUGGAGGGGAACAUCUGGGCUCUGGAGAAGGACGUGAAGCAAUACCUGAAGGAGGUGACGGGCAAAGAGCUGCCCACACAGGUCAAUGAGGUCACCAUGACCCUGACGGUCAAAGGUCAUGUGGACAAUGAACUGAAACAAUGGUUGCUCAGCAAAGGCUUCUGACUGCAGUGAUGAGCUUCCAGGACUGUCACAACAACAUACGCAGGGGGCACAGAGCUGUCCAUGUGGAGAUGGAGAGGACCACUGGGACCUUACUGGGAUCAGCUGGCAUCUCAACACCUUAAACAUUGUCCUACAGUGCUUUAAAUUCCAUUUAAAUCCAUAUGGAAGGACAGUUUUUGACUUCUGCCACUUUAUUGAACUUUCUUAAGACACCAGAGAAAUGUUGAAGUUGUGAGAUCAGCUGUUUAACAGUGUACAUACCUGUAUGUUAUGAAUGAAACAUUAAAUAUAAAAGCAUAGCCA